UCGCACAGUGUGGUAUGGAAAAUAAUCUGGGCUGUGUCUGUGUUGACAUUUCUUGGGAUGUCGUUAAAACAGACAGGUGACUUGGUGGAAGAUUUUCUACAUUGGCCAAAACGGCAAAUCCACAUCAUACAUGAGACAGAAAAACGACCGUUUCCUAGCACGACUCUUUGCUCACUACAACCACUCAGUAGCGGCUGGUCAAAAAUGGUCGAGAAGAAUGGUACGACUGCAAUAGACGAAUAUUUUGAUACAAUACAAUCUUACGUUGAUACCGCAACUGGUGCGCAUAAUAAGAGUAUAUGGAAUUCCAUGGCGUCCAUUAAGGGAUAUUAUCAAAAUACCGACCGCGAAAUAGCAAAAUCUCUGGGACCCGAUCAGGAUACCUUGAUAAAUAAUUGCCAUUUUAUUGUAGUGCAGGGCUCAGAACAUAAACAGGUGCCAUGUGGGCGGAUUGAUAUGUAUGAGCACCCAGAAUAUCUGAACUGUUACACGAUAUCUAUGAAUAGUUUAGAGGAACAAAUGAAUGCAACUUCCGUGACAAUUUUAAUAUUUUUAGAUGACUUCACUUACCCCGAUUAUCCAACAAUUACAAUUCAGGACCAAAUGGCGCAGAUGCACGGCGUGAAAGUGCGUCUUCACGGAUUUAAUGCGUACCCACGUUUAGACUUUGAGGAUAUACUAGUGCCGGCAGGGAUGGCAGCAGAAGUCGAACUGCGUACGACAUAUCUUAACUUUCUGAGCGAACCUCACGGCGAUUGCAUCUCUGACAUCAAUAUCAAUCUGACUAAUCUUUUUAACGACAUGUACGUCUACUCAAUGGGCGCUUGCGAUGAUAUGUGCCGUCAACUCAGCAUCAUGAGAAUAUGCAAAUGCAAGGAUCCAACGCUGCCUGCACCGCUUGGCUAUGACAUGACCAAAUACCCCUACUGUGGUCGCUUAGAAAAGAACAAAGACAAAGUUCUGAGACGCCUCCAAUGCCUGAAUAAAAUGCUAUCACUCAAACAAGAAACUAUCACCGAUGAUAACCACUGCAGUUGUCCACAGCCAUGCUUUGCAACAAAGUAUAUUCCAAAUUUAACAAUGGCUGUUUGGCCCCAUGAAUCUUUCCAUUUAGCAGUUUAUGAAAAUUAUAUCAAAAACAAAAGCUAUGCACAUCAUUUUGAUAUUUACGAGUCGAUAAAAUCUAAAAUGAAAAGUAAUCGCGGUGAGGCAUAUAAGGAGCUACGCAAAUAUGACUUAAUCAAGCGCAACUUCGUGAAAUUAACGGUAAAGCGACAUGAUUUCCGCGUUACAAAGAUCACAGAAGUACCACUCAUUUCGGGCACGCAUCUACUCAGCAGUGUCGGUGGUGCUCUCAGUUUCUGGUUAGGAAUUACUGUGGUUACUCUCGUAGAACUCUUGGAGUUAUUCUGGGAUUGUUUGAAAAUUGGAGUACUCAAGAAGAUAAGGCAACUGUGUUGCCCAAAAAAGGCGGGACAACCUGUAAGCACUGACCAGGAGAAUGAUGUUAACAAUCAGUACCGGAGGGCCCCAUAUGAAAACACAUUCUCUACAAAAUUGUGA
Molecule: messenger RNA, 1563 nt
Organism: Lineus longissimus
Lineage: Eukaryota; Metazoa; Nemertea; Pilidiophora; Heteronemertea; Lineidae
Product: FMRFamide-activated amiloride-sensitive sodium channel-like
Exons: 1
Coding region: 58-1563 (501 amino acids)
Biological process (GO): sodium ion transmembrane transport
Cellular component (GO): plasma membrane
Molecular function (GO): ligand-gated sodium channel activity
Source: RefSeq, a predicted model, not a curated record